Molecule: messenger RNA, 2451 nt
Organism: Effrenium voratum
Lineage: Eukaryota; Dinophyceae; Suessiales; Symbiodiniaceae
Source: the annotation of a GenBank genome assembly
UCCAUCCUUGCGCAAUUCUCACCGCUUGGUAAAUCACGGUAAGUGCAGAUCGUUGGCCAUGUUGGUCUUCCUCCUGCUCGGCUUCGUCCAACCCUCGCUGCAGAUCCUGCCAACAUCCGAGCAGAAGCCUAUUCUGCUGGGGUGCUUCACCCACGAGGAGUUCCAGAUACUGGCUACCGGCACACGUAUCGAACGCACGCUCUGGGAGGAGGAUAUCUAUGACGCCGCACUGAGGAAAAGCGUGAAGGAGGAGAAGAAUGUCUUCGCAGUUGCCAUGUUCGAGCGCGGCGACGGCUUCAUCGCCACGGCGUCCAGCUUCGCCUUCUUAGCGGAGAAGCCCUCCUGCACUGAGUACUCCACAUGCCCAGGAGGCGAACGCUGCGGCUGCGCCAACAGCUGGUCUGGUCAGAAUCCCAAGUGCUACACGGACACGUGGCAGGAAAACUACCGCUGGGCGAUUUACUCUCGCAGGAAUUCUUCCCUUGCAGUCUCAAGCCGUCGAACAACUACGAACGGCUGCUUGUGCGAGUCACGGAGCACAUGCAACGGGGAAGCUUGCUGCAAUGAGGACCAGGACCCCAACGGUGACUGGUGCUUCGUGGUCUCGGAGAGCUGCGAAGGCCGCAGCUUCGGCUACUGCGCUCCGGCGGAGUCGGAGGCCUUGGCCUUUCUGGUCGAAGCCAGCGGAGGGGAUUGCACGGCUUCGAUCUUGGCCGGCACUCCAGCUGAGCGCACGUUCACCAAGCGAGGCAUCUCAAAAGCUGGGGCGCCCUACUUCACAAACACUCCGGGAGAUUUGGUGAUGUACUACGAGCCGGAUUGCACGCAAAACGGCUCUGUGCCGGCGUUGUGGAUUGUUCACGCCGGCAACAUCUCACAGUUUGACAUGCAGCGAGUCAAUGACCUGGCCCAAGAUGGAAGUAGAUGCGCUGGUGAAGCCUAUGUUGAGGCCAGUUCUUGGAAGGGCCCACCGCCCUCGUCGUACUGGACUCUCAGCUGCCCGGACUUCUCCUCCACUUUUCUCCGCCUGGCGGCCAUCCCUGCCUCACUGAACUUGUCAGGGGUAGAUUGUGGCAAUGGCACGACCUUCAACGAGAACCUGAAUGGCAGGUGGGAAUUGGCGGGGAUGUCCGCCAACAACGACCCCAUCUACAACCAGUCAGGGGCUGCACGCUAUUUGUACUACGACCCGAAGUGUGACAACAACAACGCUUUAGGAAUGUGGAUUCUUACUGGCCAAGAGCCUUCCUUCAGCAGACUCAUGGAUCUGGAUGGCGACGGGGAAUGCCGCUUCUAUGCUUACUGCAUGACAGAGAGCUCUCAACCCCCAGCAUCGUGCAACUGGAAAAUGGCCUGUGGCACGGGUUGGACGGAUAUGAGCCUCAGCAUUUCGCCCGACACGACAUCAGCCUCCCCUGCUGCUACCACUGGCAGCCCAGACCCGGUGGUACAGGCCUGUGAUCUGCGCUUCGCCCGCGAGGAGGCCGGGCAGUGCCUUUGUCAGCCGGGCUUCCGUGAAGCGGAGGCUGUCCGAAAGACGAAGCAAGGAUACCAGGGCAGCUGCGAGCUGGCGGAGGGAGCCUGCUUUCAUGAGCUCACCCGGUCCGAGGGGUCCGAAUGCUCGGCCAGCUAUGAUGCCACCAUCAGCGACUUGUCCGACAUCGACUUUUGCGCAGGCAUUGCUGCCGGAGCUUCAAUCGCUGCGUCUUUAUCUGCGGAAGUGUGCGCUCCCUCUCAAGGCGCAGGCCCCAACAAGACCGUGAGCUUCAUCAUCCCCAGUUCGGAUGGAGCGACGCUCGUUGGUUGCGCACUUGGCCGCCAAGCAAUGGUUGCGGUGGGUUACAAGAACGUCGCCGUGCCGUUGCUUUCCUACUCGAAGGUGAGUUAUGCCAUGUUCACCGCUGGGUGCCCCAACGUCACUUGCUCAGCAUCACCAGCUGAGGCUGCCCGCGCCUGGCGCGCCGGCGUACCGCCCUGCGACCUGGAGAACUGCGGCUCUGCGGUGAGCCGCGCCGGCGGCGCCGGCUCAGCGGGCGCGCUGGCGAUGGCGAUGGCUUUCGGCGGUUGGGCGGUUCGGUUCUGAUCAUCUCCACCGUUCCAUUGAAGCAUCUUUAAGAGACGUGGCGGCUUUGAGGGCUUGCCCCGGCUUUACAGCACGCACCCAGUGCAUUCUGAAUAUUCUUCACAACUUGUCCCGCGGCGCGUAGUUGGGCACCCAAAGCUGACAACCAAAGAGUUGUAACGGUGCAACUUCGUGCCCUGGCCAAUGUCAGCCUUGUGCUCACACGCGGCACAUGUCUCCGCAAGUGCUUGCCAUUUAACUUCCGAGGAAGCGGCAGGUUUAGGCAAGACACGCUACCUGAAAGCCAUCUGAGUCCCAACUGAAGUUUACCCUACAAGAGUGUUGUCCGAAGCCAUGAUAAGCUGAAACCAUCGAAUGAAAAAAGAUGG